AUGUCACAAACCUUUGAAGAAGAUUUAGCAUUCUCGAAGACUUUACAUAAGCAUGAAGCUGAACGUGGUGGUUUGCUCGCGAAAAUUACUUCAAAGGACAAAGAAGCCUUUGAAAAUGUUGUUAAUAAUUAUAUGAGAUACUGGGUCGGUAAGGACCCCAUGUCGGAAAGUGAAGAAGAAAAAGAAGCCAGACGCUCUAAUUAUACUAAUAUGACCAAUUCUUAUUACAACAUUGCCACUGAUUUUUAUGAGUAUGGUUGGGGUGAAAGCUUUCAUUUCUGCCGAUUUUAUCCCCGAGAAAACUUUUAUCAGGCCAUUGCGCGUCAUGAGCAUUAUUUGGCCAUGCAAUUAAAUAUUAAGCCAGGAAUGAAAGUUUUGGAUGUUGGUUGUGGUGUUGGUGGACCUGCGCGUGAAAUUUGUCAAUUCACCGGAGCCCAUAUUACUGGUUUAAAUAAUAAUGAUUAUCAAAUUUGUCGUGCAAUGAGAUCAGCAGUUAAUAUAGGGUUAGAAAAUAAAACGAAUUUUAUCAAGGGUGAUUUCAUGAAAAUGCCAUUCGAAGAUAAUUCUUUUGAUGCAGUAUAUGCCAUUGAAGCAACAUGUCAUGCUCCAAAGUUGGAAGGAGUUUAUGGUCAAGUAUUUCGCGUUUUAAAACCCGGAGGUACCUUUGCUUUUUAUGAAUGGUGUGUGACUGAUAAGUAUGAUCCAACUAAUGCUGAUCAUAGAAGAAUUGUUCGUGGAAUUGAGUACGCUGAUGGAAUUCCCGAAUUGUUUAAAACUUCAGAGGCAUUACAAGCUUUGAAAAAUGCUGGAUUUGAAGUUAUUUCUGCUGAAGAUUUAGCUGUGAAUGAUGAUCAAAUUACUUGGUAUUAUCCAUUAGAAGGAGAUAUGGGAAAGGCUCAAUGUAUUUGGGAUUUCUUUACCGUUUUCCGAAUGACACAUCUUGGCAAAUUUUGUACUAGGGCCUUGGUGGGAGGAUUAGAAACAUUUGGUAUAGCACCAACAGGUUCUUUACAAACGCAACGGGUUCUUGAAACUGCCGGUGAUUGUUUAGUUGAAGGCGGUAGAUUAGGAAUUUUCACCCCAAUGUAUUUAAUGGUUGGUAAAAAACCCAUGAGUGUCAAUUAA
Molecule: messenger RNA, 1125 nt
Organism: Funneliformis mosseae
Lineage: Eukaryota; Fungi; Glomeromycota; Glomeromycetes; Glomerales; Glomeraceae
Source: the annotation of a GenBank genome assembly